Molecule: messenger RNA, 1186 nt
Organism: Syzygium oleosum
Lineage: Eukaryota; Viridiplantae; Streptophyta; Magnoliopsida; Myrtales; Myrtaceae
Product: cysteine-rich receptor-like protein kinase 29
Exons: 2
Coding region: 5-1012 (335 amino acids)
Source: RefSeq, a predicted model, not a curated record
AAAAAUGGAUCCUCCAAAUCUCCUCUUGCUUCUUCUCCUGUUUGCUUCCACCAUAAACGCCCAAUUUCCAGCGACCUACUGUGGUUCGACCGGCAACUUCACCGCCAACAGCACCUACGAAACCACCCUCACCACCCUCCUCUCCUCCAUCUCCACCACCAACUCCUUGUCCCUCUCCUACGGCUUCUUCAAUGCCUCCACCGCUGUCUCCGGCGCCUCCGAAACCCUCUUCCUCUUUGGCCUCUGCCGCGGUGACUUUACCGCCGUGGGCUGCCGUGCCUGCCUCAAUGACUUGGCCUCCGACAUCCGCCGCCUCUGCCCUUUCCAGAAGGAGGCACUCCUCUACUCCGGGAACUGCAUCAUCCGCUACUCGGAUGCCUCGUUCUUCGGUGCAGCCACGACAGAACCCACCUACGUGGCGAGAACCUCUAAUAAUGUCUCGAGCCCAGACAUGUACGAUGCAGCAAUGAGGAAGCUCCUGAACGGUCUGCGGGCCGAUGCGGCGGGUGGUGGCUCGCUGAGAAAGUACGCAUCAGGGAACGAAUCAGCGGGGCCUGACAUGAUCUACGCGUUGGUGCAGUGCACGCCGGACUUGACGGAGCAGCAAUGCAACGACUGCCUGGUGAUAGGAGUCCAAACGAUCAGAGAUUGCUGUGUCAUGUACACAGGAGGACGGUUCAUGGUGCCAAGUUGCCUGAUCCUGUACGAGACCAAUCAUCGGUUCUUUGACCCGGUCAGUGAACCACUUCCACAGCCACCAACGUCACCGCCAUCGCAGGAGGGAUAUGUGCUGCCUCCACCACCAGUUGGAAAGAGCAAUCCGAUGAGGACUAUGAUCAUUGCGGCUUGCGCAAGUGUUUCUGCACUACUUGUCAUCGGCGUUGUCGUCAUGCUCCUGAAAAUGAAAAGGAAGAUGAAGCAGUCCAGACGAAGUGUUGAAGGCGAGUCUUUAUCCUUUUGCAUUGGAAUAGCAACUAUUCAUGAGGUUAAAAAAGAUCAUGAAAAUAAUUAAGUUGACUAAUUACUAUGAUUUUUCACCAGCAAAGUAGUAAGAGCUGAAUCGCUUUGAACAAAUAGGCCAAAAACUUUAUAAGGGUAAAGGGUUUAGGGUUUAUUAGUAACGCCUACAGGUGCAAUUAUAUAUACUAAAAGUUUGUGAAACUUUCAUUAUGCAAACUAUAAGGUA